Messenger RNA from Oncorhynchus gorbuscha (pink salmon), 445 nucleotides. RefSeq names its product chromobox protein homolog 2-like. The transcript is spliced from 3 exons. Bases 77 to 445 code for a protein of 122 amino acids. NCBI's taxonomy places the organism in Eukaryota, Metazoa, Chordata, Actinopteri, Salmoniformes, Salmonidae. The record is from RefSeq and is a predicted model, not a curated record.
GAAUGAACAACCAAUCCAUAGACAGUUUCACACCCAACUAGCUGUUUAUUGGUUUCCAUCCUUUUGAGGAAAAUCCAUGAGGCUUUGGCCCCUUGUGGGGUAUGAGAUCGUUGAGACAAUUUGGCCGGUGAUGGCUGGUCCACUCCAGGAGUCUGAGGUGCAGGAGGUUCCUCCGCCCCCUCUGGACAUCGACAGGGCCCAGGCGUAUACUGUUCGAGCCAUCAUGGACUCAAGGCGUCGGGCAAGGGGCCUUCCGUACCUCGUGGAGUGGGAGGGGUACAGUCCGGAGGAGAGAUGCUGGGUGCCGGUGGAGGACAUCCUAGACCCUUCGUUACUGCGGGAAUUUCACCGUCUCCACCCGGAUCGUCCUGCGCCUCGUCCUUCGGGUCGUCCCCGAGGCCGGGUGAUGGUGGCCUUUCUCUCAGAUUUCCUCCUCUCCUCCUGA